Oncorhynchus nerka (sockeye salmon) is the source of this 1311-nucleotide messenger RNA. Its product is annotated as NAD(P)(+)--arginine ADP-ribosyltransferase 2-like. The transcript is spliced from 2 exons. The record is from RefSeq and is a predicted model, not a curated record. The coding region runs from base 152 to 1009 and encodes 285 amino acids. Lineage: Eukaryota; Metazoa; Chordata; Actinopteri; Salmoniformes; Salmonidae. Gene Ontology annotation, molecular function: NAD+-protein-arginine ADP-ribosyltransferase activity; NAD+ poly-ADP-ribosyltransferase activity.
UCAGCCAGAGAGGAGGGACUGUGAAAAUGACCAAUUGAGCACUGGUAAAACAAGGCUCUCUAAAAGUUGAACAUUUGAAUGCUGAUUCUGUAUCUGAAAAGAUAAUUAAUCUCCAUUGCAAGUUGAAAUUGGACCAAUAUAUGUUGACAUCAUGGCAAGACACAAGAUCCUCACCUUUACUGUGAUGUAUUUAUUCCAGGCUUGGACUUUGGGUGUGGACUCCAAGAUGGUUCAUCUCCGUCAGCCUGGUCUCAAUUCCAGCAUACCCUUAGACAUGGUCCCUGACUCCGUUGAUGACAUGUAUAAUGGAUGCACUGAACAAAUGUACAACAAGGUGCAGAAGGAAUAUCUUCCAAAUGAAAUUAACAAAGUAGGGAUCUUCAAACAAGCCUGGAUGAAGGCAGAAGGAUGUGCAACUAUUGAGAAAGUGAAGAAACGAUUCCAAAAGGACAAGUCCAAGUACAAUCCUAAAGACAAACUUCCACAUGAUCAUAUCAAGGCUAUCUGUGCUUACUCAGGGGGUCAAAGUAAGAUGUACCCAGUGUUCAACCAAGCAGUCCGGACCAGUAGAACAGAGUACACCACCUCCUUCCAGUUCCACUCCCUUCAUUUCCUCCUGACUGACGCCAUUCGCCUCCUGAAACUAAAACAAAAUACCUGCCACACCACAUACCGGAGAACCAACAUGGAGUUUUCAGGUGAAGUGAACAAGGAAAUCAGAUUCGGCCUCUUUGCCUCCAGUUCUUUCCUAAAGAACUUGACACAUUUUGGAGAGAAGUCCUGCUUUGAGAUAAAGACAUGUUUUGGCGCUGACCUGAAGUCCUACCCAGAGAUGGGGAAUUAUGAAAAGGAGGUGUUGAUUCCACCGUAUGAAGUGUUCAAAGUUACUGCUGUGCUGAAGAAAGAAAAUGAUGAAAACCUUUGGUGCAAUGUUGUGUACAAACUAAAGAGUAUCAAAACACUGAGUAACCUGAAUUGCAACAUUUUUAACAAGACAACAAUUAAUUAAGAAAAUCUGUGUUGAUCUUGAGUCAUUGUCCCUAAAGACGAUUUAAAACUAACAGCUAUGCUGCUUAUCUUUCUAAAAGUAAAUGAAGCCAAACAACGUGUCUUCAGUGUCUAAAGCUUUCAUUGUAAUAAGUUAGUUGGUUUAUUGGUGGAUGUUACAUAAAGACCUCAUCCUGACUUCCAGAAACAGUGAUUAUUAAGAUGUUUGUAUUAUAGUGUAUCAGACUCCAUAGGAGACUUUAAUGCACUUAUAUACCUUCUGCAGCUUGUGGCAAAAUGAAUAAAGAAAAUCAUUGAGCUUGA